AUGCAAAAAACGAAAGUGGAGGAACCAAUUGAUUUAGUGAAACUUUCGUUGGACGAAGUCGUUUUGGUGAAACUUCGUGGGAACCGCCAGUUGAAAGGCAAACUUCGCGCUUUUGAUCAACACCUCAAUUUAGUUUUGACUGAAGUCACCGAAACGUACAAUUCGGUUUCUCGUGAUUUCCCCGUGUUAUACAUUCGGGGUGACCUUGUCGUUAUUGUAAGUCCCGAACAACAAAAAUGA
Entamoeba invadens IP1 is the source of this 240-nucleotide messenger RNA. RefSeq names its product snrnp sm protein, putative. Gene Ontology annotation, cellular component: P-body; precatalytic spliceosome; U6 snRNP. Bases 1 to 240 code for a protein of 79 amino acids. The record is from RefSeq and is a predicted model, not a curated record. Gene Ontology annotation, molecular function: RNA binding. Gene Ontology annotation, biological process: mRNA splicing, via spliceosome; P-body assembly. The transcript has 3 exons. Lineage: Eukaryota; Evosea; Mastigamoebida; Endamoebidae.